AUGGAUGCCUACAAGGUGAUUGUUUCUCCAAUUGCCUCUGAGACUGCCAUGAAGAAGGUUGAGGACGGAAACAUCUUGGUUUUCCAAGUUGACAUCAAGGCCAACAAGAACCAAAUUAAGAGUGCUGUAAAGGAAUUGUACGAAGUUGAUGUUCAAUACGUUCACACCUUGGUGAGACCUAACGGAACCAAGAAGGCAUACAUCAGAUUGACUGCUGACCACGAUGCUUUGGAUGUUGCCAACAGAAUUGGAUACAUUUAA
Meyerozyma guilliermondii ATCC 6260 is the source of this 261-nucleotide messenger RNA. It is a transcript of the gene RPL25, whose product is annotated as 60S ribosomal protein uL23. The transcript has a single exon. The coding region runs from base 1 to 261 and encodes 86 amino acids. Gene Ontology annotation, molecular function: structural constituent of ribosome; rRNA binding. Gene Ontology annotation, cellular component: cytosolic large ribosomal subunit; ribosome. NCBI's taxonomy places the organism in Eukaryota, Fungi, Ascomycota, Pichiomycetes, Serinales, Debaryomycetaceae. Gene Ontology annotation, biological process: translation; ribosomal large subunit assembly. The record is from RefSeq and is a predicted model, not a curated record.